Molecule: messenger RNA, 3523 nt
Organism: Nomascus leucogenys (northern white-cheeked gibbon)
Lineage: Eukaryota; Metazoa; Chordata; Mammalia; Primates; Hylobatidae
Gene: ZNF883
Product: zinc finger protein 883
Exons: 4
Coding region: 1106-2245 (379 amino acids)
Biological process (GO): regulation of transcription by RNA polymerase II
Molecular function (GO): RNA polymerase II cis-regulatory region sequence-specific DNA binding; DNA-binding transcription factor activity, RNA polymerase II-specific
Source: RefSeq, a predicted model, not a curated record
GCUGGGAAAUGUAGUUCCUGUUGGCCGCGUGCGCAGGCGUACUUCCUGGCUUGGGAACCACAUCGCCCGACCGUGCUCUUUAUUUUUCCGUGGAGCAGCUCUGCUUUCUCAGGUCUCUACUGACUUAUAUAAGAUGGUAUCAAGAAGAAGGACCUGACCACUGGCCCCUGACUACCUGUCUUUGGAACCAGUGGCAUUGGAAGAUGUCAGACAUGGCACAUGGAUGUGAUCUUCCAAAACUGUUACAGCCUCAUCUCAUUGGAGGAAAGAGAUAACAUCUUCUACUUAAUCCUGGAUACUAUAUCCAAAGUCAAAGCAUCCACUCCAAAGCAGAGAAUUUCUGAAAAACAAAAUGUCAUCAUAUGAUGUUAGAAUUUUUUUUUCAAAUGAUGGUUCCUAAUACUUCACAUUAGAAGAACUCAAAUUUGAUGACCAGUUUGAGAAACACCAGUAUAACCAGAUUACAAGAAAAAGCAAGUCAAAAGGAAGAUCAUGAAUAUAACAACUUCAAGGAAACAUUUAAUCAAAGACCAAAGCUUUUUAAACCACUGAGAGUUUUUAUAAGAAAACUAGUCCCCACUUAUUCAUGGGGGGAUACAUUUCAAGACCCCCAGAGAAUGCCUGAAAUCUCUGAUGUACCAAACCCUAACCAGGUUCUUAGUAUGAGCUACUAAAUGAUAAAUUGGUGGGUAGUACAUACAGUGUAGAUACACUGGACAAAGAAAUGAUUCACAGCCCAGGCAGGACAGAGCAGAUCGCACAAGAUUUCAUCACAAUACUCAGAAAACCACACCAUUUAAAAGUUAUGAAUUAUUUCUGGAAUUUUCAAUAUAAUAUUUUUGACCACAAUUGCCCAUGGAUAACUGAAACCAUGGAAAGUGGAACUGUGGAUAAGGCAGGACUACUGUAACUAUGACAUCAAUGGUAGGAACCUGAAGCAUAAUUCUGCUAUAGUGAAUUUUUUCAAAAGACACUCAUGAAUGAAAAUUUAUUAGAUAUAAGAAAGGAUGCAUUUGUAUCUCAAACUUAUUCUGGAAAUAAAUGAAAAGCCAACACCUAUUACAUACCCACAAAAAUGAAAAAAUAAAGGCAUAGUUCAGUACUGAUGGAAUCUGAGAAAAUUUAUAUGACAGUGAACCCAUACCUCUGUACUGAAUGUGGGAAAGGCUACACUUGUAUUGCAUCCCUGACCCAGCAUCAGAAAACACACAUUGGAGAGAAACCUUAUGAAUGUAAAAUAUGUGGUAAGUCCUUUACCCGGAACACUAAUCUUAUUCAACAUCAAAGAAUACAUACUGGAGAGAAACCUUAUGAAUGUAAUGAAUGUGGGAAAGCUUUUAGUCAGAGCACUAAUCUUAUUCAGCAUCAAAGAGUCCAUACUGGGGAGAAACCUUAUGAGUGUAAUGAAUGUGAAAAAACCUUUAGUCAUAGGUCGUCCCUUAGAAAUCAUGAGAGAAUCCAUACUGGAGAAAAACCCUAUCCUUGUAAUGAAUGUGGGAAAGCUUUCAGCCAUAUCUCUGCCCUUACUCAACAUCAUAGAAUUCAUACUGGAAAGAAACCAUAUGAAUGUACUGAAUGUGGAAAAACCUUCAGCCGCAGCACACACCUAAUUGAACAUCAGGGAAUUCAUUCUGAGGAAAAAUCCUACCAGUGCAAGGAAUGUCGGAAAGUUUUUUGCCACAGCACAUCACUAAUUCGACAUCAGAGAACCCACACAGGAGCGAAACCAUAUGAAUGUAAUGAAUGUGGGAAAGCUUUCAGCCAUACCCCAGCCUUCAUUCAACAUCAAAGAAUUCAUACUGGAGAAAAACCUUAUGAGUGUACUGCAUGUGGAAAGGCCUUCAAUCGGAGUGCACAUCUUACUGAACACCAGAGAACUCAUACUGGAGAGAAGCCCUAUGUUUGUAAAGAAUGUGGAAAAACCUUCAGUCGAAGUACACACCUUACUGAACAUCUAAAAAUUCAUUCUGGUGUGAAACCCUAUCGAUGUAAUGAAUGUCAGAAACUGUUUUGCUAUAGAACCUCACUAAUUCGACAUCAGAGGACGCAUACAGGAGAGAAACCCUACCAGUGUAAUGAAUGUGGGAAAUCCUUCAGCUUAAGCUCAGCUCUGACUAAACAUAAGCGAAUACAUACAAGGGAGAGACCCUAUCAAUGUAAUAAGUGUGGCCAUGUCUUUUGUCAUAGUACAUCCUUAAUUCGACAUCAGAAAACUCAUUUCAGAAAGGAAACCUUAGCAGAGUAAUGAGUGCGGGAAAGCCUGCAGUCAGUCGUAGGUUAUUGUUUACACCUGAGCACUCACAGUACAAGCAACCCUAGGAUUGUUAUGUGAGGAAAAUCUUCAGGCAAAACACUCAUUUACUUAAUAUGCUCUUUGUACUGAGAAGAAAGACUAUGCUUAUAAUCUAAAAAAGGUGUUAUUGAAAGAGAAAGUUAUAAUGGAAGUGUUCAUCCAAAACUGAGGUUUGUUUUUUAAAGACAUAUUUAGAAAGUUAUUUUAAGAGAUAAUUUAUUAAAAUGUAUAUAUUUGCUUAUAAAAAAAAGCCUUUUGAAUUACACAGAAAUCUUAGUAGGAUAAUGAAAAUUGUUCACUCUAUAUAAUUCCUUUUUUAUUAAGUCCUAUGUUAUAUUUCAGCAUUCAAGAAACACUUUUAUAGAGGGUUUGAAAAUAAAAUGGACAGAUUUCAUUAAUAGCCAUAGACAAAUAAUGUUUUCUCCCACAAAGAUACAAUGUAUUAUUUUCUAAGAUUUAUGUAAUAUUUUUUAAUGGACUAUAUAUAUGGUUACAAAGAAAAUUGCAAUAAAUUCUCAGAGGGAAAUACUCAGGCCCUCCCUAAUUUUUUUUCAGUGCAAUGCAGUAAAAAUAGAAAUGAAAACAACUAAAAGUAGCACCCUAACAUGAUUUAGAAAUUUAAAAUAAGUUUCUAAGUAAUUUGAGUUAAAGAAUAAAUCUGUACAGAAAAAACAUGAUUAUUAGAAGACAAUAAAACUAGAACAAAAAUUAUACAUUGAAUUCAGAAAGGAAAAAGAAUAAUAUAAACCCAAAGAAAAUAAAUGCUUUAAUAAAGAUAAAACCACACCUCAAUGAAAUAGUUACAAAAGGUAGAUUUCAUAAGGCAAUAGACAAACUUCUAGCAAGUAGGAAUGAUGGGAAAAGGACAAAAAAUCCAAGAGUAAGCAAAUGAUUAUAAAUAUAUAUAGAAGGAAACUUAAAUACUCGAAGUCAAUCAUUAAGAAAUCUAGCAGUUUAGUAAAGUCAGUACUAAGGUUUAUUUUAGAACUUCUAGACUAUUUCAAAAAUAGAAAUCUUCAUUAAUAAAGAAAAACCUAUCUUAAUAGAUGCUGUAAAAAUCAUUUAAUAAAAUUCUAUAUACAUUGGUGACUUUUUUUUAAAGUUAGAAAGAAAAUCCCUUAUAUUGUAUAUUGAUGAUGAACAUGUAUUAGUGUGCAUUCUCCAGAGAGAAGAAAGAGAAGGAAUGGAGAGAGGGAGAGAAAGGAAAGGAGGGAAGAGAGAAAGGAAGAA